Messenger RNA from Aspergillus alliaceus, 1782 nucleotides. Its product is annotated as IFRD domain-containing protein. Bases 330 to 1757 code for a protein of 475 amino acids. Lineage: Eukaryota; Fungi; Ascomycota; Eurotiomycetes; Eurotiales; Aspergillaceae. The transcript has 2 exons. The record is from RefSeq and is a predicted model, not a curated record.
GGCAAAUCUGCAUCGGAAUUCCUCGAUCUUUCCUUGACUCUUAGCGCUCAAAAUUCCUCUACUUGAAGACACCGUAUCCCGGCUAUUGAACCCUCACUCUACCAUGAACUUUCACUCUGAGAAAAUAUUCUUACUAUCAACUAUUUCCAUACCAGUUGCAUAGCGCAGUACAACCAACUCCCUUGUCGCACCUUCGCCUCUGGAUCUUUCCCUCUUCCCCAUCCCCCCUUUCCUUCUUCUAUUGUUGCGGACCCUUGUCGCUUUUCUUCGUCACUCACGGAACAUAUUCGUUUUCUCAAACAAUAAUCCGCUGAGCUUGGGGUUUAAUCAUGCCUGACCUCCGCCGUCAAGUCUUGGAGAGUGGCAAAACCAUAUCUCGGAAAGCAGCUUCGCGUGAAGGUUCUCGCCGAAAUUCACACGCAAAUUCUGCUCAAAACUCCCAUCAAUCUUCUCGAAAUGCAAGCAGGCAUCCAUCCGAUGAGGAAGAUGCUGGGAACCUCAGCGAUGAUACAGCCUUGAGCAUUGGUUCACUGGAUGAUCUGACCGAUAACCCUGAGGUUGAUAACAACAACUGGACUCAAGAGCUCGGCGAUGUCAUACAAGAUAUCUUGGAUCGCAAACGUAGCAGUGUAUUGAGCCGCGAAGAGUGCUACGGUGCAUUCUGCCGUCUGUUGAAAUGCCAUUAUGCCGAGGAACAUAUUCGCAACCACGUCAACGAUCUUUUGGUCGCUUUUUGCCGAAGCGUCAAAUUUGAGUCUAGUGUGCGCGAGGCUACUCUAGCUUUGCGAGCCCUUGAACUUCUUGUCAUCACAGCGUUCGAUAACACCAUCUAUGAAAAUGUAGAACCUGUACUCACUCGUACGAUUCGAGACUCGACAUCCAAUCCUGUCAAGGCUGCCGCUCUUCAUUGUCUGAGCGCCUGCACUAUCUUUGGGGGCGCAGGAGAGGAUGGCAUCUUAGAUCAAAUGACAUUCUUCCUGGAUAUUGCAGCCUCCGAUGGGCAGUCGAUCGAUGCUGCUGAUGACCCAAGCAGUGUCACUGCGGCUCUUCAGGAAUGGGGAGUUCUAGCAGUCGAAAUAGAAGAUCUCGAGGGCGAAAGCGAAGAUGCAAUCCAAAUUUUUAUGGACCAGCUAAACAGUAGUGAGUCAUCUGUCCAAAUUGCAGCAGGUGAAAAUAUCGCACUACUGUACGAAAAGAGCUACACCCCUCAAGAAGAUGAGGAUGACGAGGUUAGCGAGGACGACUUAGAAGAUGAAGCCUUAAGCGACAGACAGGGCCCUAGACUCAUCAAGCGCUAUGAUGCAUACCACAAUACACAUGAACUUGAACUGCAACUUCAGUCGCUGGCCACGGUACAUAGCAAACGGAUCAGCAAAAAGGAUAAGAAGAGCCUACACAGCAACUUUGCCUCGAUUUUGACCACAAUCGAGAAUCCUCGACGAGGGCCGAUGUACAACACAGCCAUCGAUCAAGACACCAAUCGACACUACGGUAGCAAGCUAACCGUGAAGAUCGGCCGCCAGGGUGUGAUGAACAUCGACCGGUGGUGGAAAUGGAUUCGACUGAAUUCGCUCCGCAGAAUACUUCAGGGAGGCUUUGCAGUCCAUUACUAUCAAGGCAACCGAGCUGUGUUAGACAGCCUCCCGGUCAUGGUUCGCCAGAGCACCCCGGCUGACCGAGGAACAGCAAAGAGGACCACGAAAUCACGGAAUAGCCGACGAUGGGCUGUCCAUGGGCAAUCGGAUGAGGAUUAUUAGUUUCAGUCAGUCCUUAGAUGUUCUA